AACCAUCCAUCCCACGAACUUCGAGCAUCCUGCUGGACCUCUGAAAUAUCUAUUAGGUAUUAAAUACCAACCGAGUCUACCAAGCAAACAGACCAAACAUCCAAGUGUCAACCUGCACUACUUCCGGCGCAAACCACCAGACACAAGCAAUCCAAGUCUAAAUCAACAAAACCCCUACAAACAAAACAAAGAACACUGCCCUUACAUCCAAAAUGGACAAGAAUCUCAACCAGCUCCUAAAAUGGAGCAUUGAAGCUCAAACCGCCGCCAACGCCGGCCAAUCUUACCACUCCAACGGCGCCCCCACCCCUAAUAACAACUCCGGCCCUGCCACCGGCACCGGCGCCGUGGCCACCUCUCCGGCUCCCCAGGUCACCGGCUCCGGCCCCCGCCCCGUCGAUCCCGAAGUCCUCGCCUCCCUCUUCGGCGGUCCCUCCGAAGCAGAGCUCAUGAAAGCCGCCAUGGAAGUGAUCACCGACCCUUCCCCCGAGACCACGCGCGAAAACAAGUUGAUCGCCUUUGACAACUUCGAGCAGCUGAUUGAGAACCUGGACAACGCAAACCUUCUUGAGGAACUGUCUCUCUGGUCCCCCUUGAUUUCCUUGCUGGAUCACGAGGACGAGGAUAUGAGGUACCACGCUGCCUGGUGCCUGGGCACGGCGGUGCAAAACAACCAAAAGACGCAGGAACGGCUGUUGGCCAUGGGCGGCGUGCCCAAGUUGGUGGACCUGGCGAUGAAGGAGGGCGAGUCGGAGAAGGUGAGGCGCAAGGCUACGUAUGCGCUUAGCAGUGCGGUGAGGAAUUAUCAGCCGGCUAUGGAUGUCGCGGCGGACGAGAUGCAUAAGCGCGGUCAUGAGGUUUUGGUGAACAACGGGACCAAGGUGGAUGCGGCGGAUAUGGAUAAAGUGGAUGAGGUUAUUGACGUUUUGAGAAACAAGGCCAAGUCUGCUUAGAGCUGUCUAAGGGGAUGAGUAGGUUGAGGGUUUGGGGUUCAUGAUGGGGAUGACCAAAUGAAAGGAAAAUGGGACUGAAAAGAUAUGGUUUUGGUUUUGGCAUUGGAAAAGGCGUUUGGUUUUUUUUGUUUGGAGAUCCUUGGUUGAUCAAGACGAAUGGGUUCUGUUGUCAUAAUAUCUUGACCUGUUCUGUGCAAAGCUAGACUGGGAUAUGGAUAUGUGGUUCUAGACUUGGGAGUUGUUUAUGAAGCAGAUACCCUUGACGAUGUCCGUUUACACAAUCCAGUUCACG
This is a messenger RNA of Neurospora crassa OR74A, 1245 nucleotides long. RefSeq names its product hsp70-like protein. The coding region runs from base 213 to 953 and encodes 246 amino acids. The record is from RefSeq and is a predicted model, not a curated record. Gene Ontology annotation, molecular function: protein binding. Lineage: Eukaryota; Fungi; Ascomycota; Sordariomycetes; Sordariales; Sordariaceae. The transcript has a single exon.